This is a messenger RNA of Scleropages formosus (Asian bonytongue), 1549 nucleotides long. RefSeq names its product intermediate filament protein ON3-like. The record is from RefSeq and is a predicted model, not a curated record. The transcript has 9 exons. Gene Ontology annotation, cellular component: keratin filament. Bases 157 to 1248 code for a protein of 363 amino acids. NCBI's taxonomy places the organism in Eukaryota, Metazoa, Chordata, Actinopteri, Osteoglossiformes, Osteoglossidae.
AACACUUAUGAGUUUGUUUUGUUUCACCCCUCUGUUGUCACACAUCGUUGGUGGGAUGAGUUCUUAUCUUCAACAUCUUGUGAAGAGCGUUGAAUAAUUCAUGAGGGGAGGCCGCCUGGUGACUUUAAGAAGCAGGCGAACCUCCUCUUUGCUUGCAUGUUUGUCUGUACAUCCAGCCUACCUGAAAUGGCCAGCAGCCACAGGUCUCAACCAGGCUAUCCGCCCAUCGCAGGUUCAAGUCCCCCCAGCCCCCAUGUGGACCCCAGGGACCACGAGGAGAAGAUGAAGGAAGCGGAAGAGGUCGCGGCUCUCAACAACCAGUUUGUCCGGUUCAUUGACAAGGUGCACCACCUGCAGCAGCAGAACCAGGUCCUGGAGACUCAGCUGAAGGUGCUGCUGGAGCAGGAGCCCUACGAGGCCGACAUCGAGGGCAUGGUGGAGGAGCUGAGCAGGGCCCUGCGGCAACAGGUGGACUCUCUAGCCCAGGAGCAUGAGAUGCUGGAGGCGAAGCUGGUCAGAAGUGAGGUGCAGGUGGAGGAGAAGCGCAGGAAAUAUGAAGAUGAGAUCCAGAGGAAGGCGGACGCUGAGGAGGAUUUUGUGGCCUACAAAAAGGACGUGGAUGAUGCUCACCUGCAUGAGGUGGAGCUGCAGCUGGAGCUGGAGAACGUGAUGGGGGAGCUGGACUUCCUGACGAGGGCCUUUGAGGAGGAAAUCAAGGAGUUCGAGUCCCAGGUCCAGAACUCCAGGGUGUUCCUGCAGGAGAAGCGGGCGCAGACUUUUGACAUGAGCCAGAUUGCGCGAGAGGUCCAGACGCAGUACGAGGAGAUGGCGGCCCGCAGCCGGGAGGAAGCCGAGGCGUGGCACAGGACCAAGACGGCCGAUAUGGCUGCAAAGGUGCAGAAGCAUGAGGAGGAGCUGAAGGAGAACCGAAGAGAAGUGGCCGACACACUGCGCGUGGUGCAGAAGCUCUUCAGGGAGGUGGAGACCCUGAAGAGGAAGCGGGACGUGCUGCGCACAGAGGCGCAGGAGGCCGAGGACCGUGACCAGCAGGUGCGCGAGGAGGCCGGGGAGCGUGUCCGGCAGCUGAAGGAGGCGCUGCUGCGGGCCAAGCAGGACAUGAUGCAGCAGGUGCACGACUACCAGGACCUCAUGAACCUCAAAGUGGCCCUGGACAUCGAGAUCGCCACCUACAGGAAGCUGCUGGAAGGGGAGGAGAGCAGGCUGGGAGAACACGGCCAACGCCGCUGACCGGGUUGCUGAGGGCAAGUGGACCCUGCGGUCCACGGAACACAAAGAAACGCAGCGAACACCUCCGGUCCUUCCGCUCAGUCCUACAGAAGCGUACUUCUCUGGCUCGGCCACAGUGUCUUCGUCUCGCUGUGUCACCGUGUCACUGCGUCACCUCAUCUCUGAACUUCUGAUGUCGUGUAAAAACACUUCCCUCACACUCUGCUUGAUCGCUGUGCACAAAACCUAAAAAUGGUACAAACAAUAAAUGGGAAAAUGUUGGUGCAAAAAGGGUUUUCUGUGCAGCUUCCCAGUGACAUGA